Messenger RNA from Mucor velutinosus, 4554 nucleotides. RefSeq names its product Transmembrane osmosensor. Lineage: Eukaryota; Fungi; Mucoromycota; Mucoromycetes; Mucorales; Mucoraceae. Gene Ontology annotation, molecular function: lipid binding. The transcript is spliced from 6 exons. The coding region runs from base 1 to 4554 and encodes 1517 amino acids. The record is from RefSeq and is a predicted model, not a curated record.
AUGCAACAAACAGCAGGACGCAGCUUACACAUGUAUGCAGUCAUUGACAAUAGAAACUCCACUAACUCACACAACAAAAGAUUGAGAUGCAAAAAGAAACCUACGCUUAAUUUCUCUUUUGCUUCUUCCUAUUUUCCUAUAGGUAUGGACUCAAAAGAACUCAAGGACUCGUCUCUGACGCCGUCCUCAAGACUAUCAGCUGGUAAAGCAUUAGCGCCGCCUAUACCGCCCAGAAGAACACCAGGCUCCUUUAUAGAAGAGGAUCCUUCUCCAUCUGCUCUUCCACCCAGACUUGUUGAGCAGCCUGCAACACCACCCGUUAACCCGACGCAUAGCAACAACAACAACAACAACAACAACAACAACAACAACAUGCAUGAACCCAUCUUAUCAGCAGCACCACCACCUACACCCACUCGGCCUUCCAAUGAGCUCACUCACCGUAAACAAAAAGCUGGCGAAAUUGCAGAUCUCGUUCCCGAUUUGCAUGGUCUUUCACCUGUAAAAGGACUAUCCACUGAACUCGAUACGCAUGACACAGCAAAGACUCGAGAAAUUUUUACUGCAGCUGCACAAAAGUCUAUACCUGCUACAACCACAUUAUCAGCCGGUAUGCCUGGUGGUUUUAUUCCCCCAACUCAAUCACGUAUCCCAGAAUGGUAUCGUACUGGGUGGACAUCGCUUGCACCAGGCGAGAAUCCUGGAGGUGAAUUGAACAUAUUGGCGUCUCGAUUCAAAAAGACAUUGGAUGAUCCUCUGGAUGAAAUGCUGCCCAACAUGUUGUAUGGUGAAUGGUAUCAUAAUGGUGCGGCAUUGUUCGUCACCGCCAUUGUGUCGUUUUUGCUAGCGAAAAUGAAUGCUGGAUUAGGAAGUAUAUUGUUAUUUUGCUUGUUCAUUGCAAGUUACUAUCGAACAAGUAUUAGAAGAUAUCGUCGUAACGCACGUGAUGACAUCCAGCGAGAAGUGUCCAAGUUCAAGAUGGAAGCAGAUGAAGAAUCCGUCGAGUGGAUGAACAGCUUUAUGCAAAAAUUUUGGCUUAUUUUUGAACCUGUUCUCAGUGCGCUCGUUGUGGAGAACCUCGACAACUACAUUUCGGAUUACCUGCCUCCGUUUUUAGAUUCCAUUCGUCUAUCCACAUUUACACUCGGUACAAAGCCAUUUCGCAUUGAAACUGUCAAAACAUAUUUGAACACCGAUCCUGAUACUGUUUGCAUGGAUUGGCGAGUCUCCUUCAUCCCUAACGAAUUGAACGAUCUGUCGCCCAAGGAAUUGGAGUACAAGGUCAACCCUAAGGUCGUGAUGAAUGUUCGUGUGGGCAGAGGUCGUGUUGGUGCUGGAUUCCCUGUUUUGAUCGAGGAUAUGGCCUUCUCCGGGCAUUUGCGCAUAAAGAUCAAAUUUAUGGUCCGUUUCCCAUUUGUCAAGCUACUUGAAGCCAGUUUCCUAGAGAAACCUCAAUUUGAUUAUGUUCUCAAGCCGCUCGGUUCUGACUCGUUUGGUUUUGAUGUCAAUGUGAUUCCCGGUUUAGCCAGCUUCAUCCGAGAUCAAGUACACAACAUUCUGGGUCCGUUGAUGUAUGCCCCCAACGUAUUUACUGUGGAUGUGGAUAGAUUCUGGGCUGGUGAUUUCGAUUUGAGCUCUGCCAAUGGUGUGUUGGCUGUCACCGUAUACUCUACUGACCGUAUCAAGAACAUCGAGGGACUUGUUGAUGGCGCACCCAACCCUUACAUUCGCUUCUACUUGGAUCAUGGCCAGGAAUUGGACCGCACCUCUGUCUGUGAGAAUACCUUUACGCCCAAGUGGAAUGAAACAAGAUACUUGAAAUUGAAUAACUUGAACUCUUUACUGUCUUUGGAACUCAAGACAUCCAGACCUGGCCUCAAAGACAGACGUCUGGGUACUGCCAAUUUCGAUUUAUCGCUGUUGGAUGGUGAAACACAAGCAGAGCAAGAGGGAUUGAAUUUGCUGCUUCUCCGUAACGGCAAGCAGGUCGGUGAUCUUCGUGUUGAUGUCCGUUAUCUUCCCAUUUCCAAGCCUUCUAAGCGUGAUGAUGGCACAAUUGAACCUGCUGUUGAAUCCAACUCUGGUGUACUCCGUUUGAUGGUUCAUGAAUGCCGUGAAUUGGUGUCCACUUCCGGCGCUAUCAGCCCGUAUGUCCGUAUCAUUGUCAAUGGCAUUGAAAAGUUCAAGACCUCUGUGAUGAAAAAGAAGACGGAUCCCAAGUUUGAAGAGCCCUACGAGAUUGUUGUAUUGGAUAAAACCACCUUCUUUAUCCGCGCUGAAGUCAGAGAUAGUGCUUCUGAAGACAAGCUUGUGGGUGCUUUUACCUCUUACUUAUCUGACAUGGUGCGUCAACAAGAAAAGAACGAUAGUUGGUGGGAUCUAGUCAACGAUACCGAGCAAGCUGGUCAAUUGCGUCUCAGUGCAGAAUGGAAGCCCAUGGUCAUGUCUGGCAUCUCUGACUUUGUCAGUAGACAUGGUUUUGAUAAGCCUCCCAUUGGUGUCGUUCGCUUCACCUUCUGGGAAGCGCGAGAUCUUCGCAAUGUUGAGAGUGUCACUGGUGGCAAGAGCGAUCCGUAUGUUCGUGUGCUGUCUGGACACCAGAUUCGUGGCCGCACUGAAGUGAUCGAUAACAAUCUGAACCCUGAGUGGGGGGAGACCUUGUAUGUACCUGUGCAUUCGUUGAAGGAAAACUUUGUGCUGGAAGCGAUGGACUGGAACGCAAAGAGCAGAGACAAGACAUUGGGAUCAACUGAAUUCAAGGUGUCUGAGAUCAUGAGACAGCAAAUUGGAGACCAAAGUGUUAAUCCUGAUGUUUGGUAUGAAUCCAAUGGUGUCAAGUUUGACAGAUGGCAGCGACUUCGCUCGUUUGACAAGCGUAGCUCCAAGGGAGACCUCCACUUUUCCGCCGAGUUUUAUCCUGUGAUGGGCCUGCCUUCCACUGCCACCGCUGUCGACACGAGUAACAAGAACAGCAACAUUUCAUCUGCCUCAGGUAUCUCUUCUAGUGUCAGUGCAGGCACUGCACCUGCAUCUCCUCCUCCUCUUCGUGGCCUGCACGGCUCUUACAUUCGCUACACGCCUGAUGACUUGGUUGAUUUGAACUCGUACAACUCGGGUGUUCUCAAAAUCAGAAUCCACCAAGUUCAGCUUUCUAGCGUUGCCUACUGCUACUGCCAAGUGAUUGUGGAUGCAUUGAUGCCUCAAUACAAAACUGCUAAACUCCGCGGCGACAACCUCAAUUUCGAUGAGUGUGCUGAUAUGUUUAUCAAGGAAGCUGACUUCUCCCGUGUUGCUAUUGAACUCAAGCCUGCACACUCUGAUGAAAAAGAUAUCCACAAGCUGGGCCAUUGGAUUGAUUCUGGCUCGAACAUUGUACGUCGCAUCAUGAGACGCAAGAGACUUGGACUAGAUGGCGCUGAUGAUGAAGGCACAUGGUUCAAUCUGAUGGGCACAGAUGGCCCUGCUCGCAUUCGUCUUAGUUUUGAGUAUGACCCUAUGGCCAACUUUGUGUUGAACCCUGAUGAAAGUUUGGAUAAUCAAGGCAUUUUGACUGUGGAUCUUGUGAGCGCAAAAGACCUUAUGGCUGCCGAUAAGACAGGUACCAGUGACCCUUAUGUUGUCUUUACCGUGAAUGGUGAGCGCGUAUACAAGAGUGACACUAUUCGAAAGACGUUGAAUCCAAAGUGGCAACGUGAACACUUCACAAUGCCUAUUCAAUCAAGAGUGACAGCCAGUAUUCGUAUUGAAGUGUUUGACUGGAACCAUGUGCAGGGACAUCAGCCCAUCGGUUCAGGCGGCAUUACACUGCGUGGCGAUGCUGUGGAAAGCUUUAAGGCUUGCAUGGUGGACAUCCCUCUCGAUGGUGUAGCAGGCGUAUCCGGCAGUGUUCAAGUCAGAUUCACAUGGCAUCCACAAUUGCUGGCCAACAAAAAGACGCAAACCUCAGUGCUCGGCACCACGCGUACCUACCUCCAUAACGAUGUCAAUCUGGAAGCUUCUGGACCUCUUCCUCGCAACUCUCUUAGCUCUCAAAGCAUGGCUCGUACAUCUACAGACAGUCGCUACAGCCAUAACACAGCAGAGUCCGUUGGACGAUCGUCUUACGAGGACACUGUAUCGCUUGCUCCAUCUACCAUUGCCGAUACCAGUGCCCUCAGUGAUGCAACAGGCAGAGCAGGUAUAGUUGCAGUUGAGAUUCUAGAAGCUCGUGGGUUGCGUGGUGUUGACAAGAGCGGCACUAGCGACCCAUUUGUGCGAGUCAAGGUCGGUAAAAACCAAGUCUACAAGACAAAGGUGAUUCCCAAGACAUUAGCACCUGAAUGGAACGAGUCAUUCACGCAUGGUGUUGGCGGAGAACCGUUUAUGUUUGAUUUCAAGGUGAAGGAUCACAACAAGAUCAAGUCGGCAGUCGAUCUUGGACAGAGCAGAGUGAAUAUCUGGGACCUAAUCAAGGUGGAUGUGCCUGGUGGAGAUGUGUUUAAUCAGUGGCUUCCAUUGUUUCCUCCUGGCAGUGGUGAGCUUCGUGUGAACAUCAAAUUCAGAGCAACCAUGUAA